AGUGCUUCGAGAAUGUUUUUUUGUCAUCAAUAUGAUGAACGGUCAUAGGAAAAGCUUACUGUCAUUUCUUCUGGGAAAGAAGUUCAACUUCAAUAACAGCUUUGGAGGUGGAUCGAGAAAAGACUAUUAUACUAUUCAAGUAGAAUUUCAAGUACAAAGUAGAAAGAUGGCCUCCACACGAGCAGGACAACAGCUACCGAAGACUAAGGAAGCUGCAGUUUUUGAUCGACUGCACAACAUUCACGAAGGCAUUAACAGUUCCGAGCAGAGGCAAUCCGGCUCUGGUGAGGCAAGUUCCCGACAUCAAAUAGGUUUGAAAAACGAUCCUGGCCCACCGAAGGAACUGUUCUCCGAUAAUGAUCCUGCUACGACGAUAAAAGGUUGCGGCUUCAAGAAUCGGGAAGUUGCUCUACUAACGAUCCACCUCUCAGGACAGCCGGGAUGCAGGUACAAGCAGUAUUGGACAGGCCGAGCCAUGUUCGAGCGAGCCCAGAGACAUCCGCACCAGACUGAAGGAAUGAGAGAAGCAGCAUUGGUUUUUAAGGAAUGGAUGGAAAAGAGAGCGGCCGUAGGCACUGGAGGCUCUACUUCAGGGGCAACAGCCUCCUCUGCAGACCGCCGAUCACUUAAUCGCAGCACCGGUAGCGAAGAUGACUAUAGACUUCAUUUUGAUGUAGCAGCCAGGAGAGAAAAGCGAUUUCUUGGUGUGGGUGCCAUUCAAGUUGGUGAGAGGAAAGUAGAUGCGGAGGAGAGUAUCUCUAUCCAGGUGGAAGGCGGUCGAGAAAAUACUGCCUGGCCAACGGAAGUUGAGGAGCGUUCGCAAAGACAGGUAUUGAGCGGUUCCUUCGCAAAUGCACAUGCGAAGAGGAAUUGUGAAUCAGAAGCGGAAUUCAAUGCCUAUGCGCGAAAGGAUAAAGCACAAGCUGCGAAGAAAGUGAAAGAGUGCUUAAUGAGCCUAGCUUCCAAUAAGCGAAAAUCUUCAAGUUCAAGUUCCACGAAUUCUUCUCCGAGUUUCCGAUUUCCGGUCACUGAGUUUGUGGCUCUUUUUGGCGGACCUGGCGAGCACGGGUAUGGAUGGCAUACUUGUGAUCAGGCUGAGCAAAAUGGACUACCAGCCUUUCGGUGUUUGUGUGGUUAUCGGGGCUUACAUACAGUAGCUGUUUCCAGCACUGCGCUCGGGAUAGCAAGUCUAAGAUCGGUAGAUCUUCAGGGGUUCAUAUUCACACAUAUACUCGGAUUGCCAGCGUCACUGCCUGUGAAGGCGUUUACGUUGCAAUAUGAUGGUAGGGAAGAGGUCGCUACGAUUUUGGAAUAUGCUUUGAAAAACGAUGCAGGUGAUACGGGCAAGAACUUCGACGGAAACCAAAGCACCUCUCAGGCUCCUGUUCACCAACCGUCUCUAUUGAGCUUCGCUUGCUUUAAGAGGCCGGCUGCGGAGGACACGAGUGAUGUUGUCGAUUUGAAACGGGCACGGCCCGAUAGCACAAGAGAGGCUAUAAAUCCCCAUGAAUCUUCUACAGAAAAUAGGACAAGGACUUUCUCAAAGUCAAACUCAAGAGAUGUAAUUGUGAUUGAGUCCUCCUCGGAGGAAGAGGGCGAACAAUCUUAAAGUUGAUGAC
Amoebophrya sp. A25 is the source of this 1619-nucleotide messenger RNA. NCBI's taxonomy places the organism in Eukaryota, Dinophyceae, Syndiniales, Amoebophryaceae. The record is from the annotation of a GenBank genome assembly.